AUGCCUCGAACUAGCAUUGAAUCAGAUGCAGCCAGCAAUAUGAGUAUCGAAGACGGAACCCAACGCUCAACAAGUGUAUCAAUGGAUGACCCCGAUGUUCGCCUGGCUGCCGAAGCUCUAUCUGGUCUUGGGAAUCCUGACUUUGCGCCUUCUCCCAAGACACGACCAUCAGCGUCCAAACCCAGUCCUACAAGUGCCUCGGCUUCUUCAAACAAGGACCUCGAACCGCUACUGGAUCUCCUAGUCGACGCCCAUCCUUGGGUCGGAAAUACUGUAAACGGAAGUUUAUCUGCUUACAACGCGACCAAGAACUUCUCACCUCGUAUCGUCCGAUAUGGAGUGCAUCUUGUUGAGCGAAAUGUUGGCUCUCCUGUCGCUAGUACCGUCAGCAACCUUGGUAGACGUACUGGCGUCGAGGGAGGUAUCAGACGAUACCUCGAUAGCAGAAGACCCAGCUCACCAGCCACGGACUCAUCACAUGGAAGUAAACGUCGACGAGUAACGUCGGACGAUAUGGAUGUCGACCGUAUAGAUCCGAGCCUGCAAGAUUCACAGGAGUUCCUCCCUGCAUACCAGGCCAACAAACCACCUUCAUACAGAGAGGAAGUCAGCCCUCAUGGUUCGGAGAGAAGCCGAGGUGUUGAGAGACCUGCUAUCAAUCGAAGCUGGUCAACCAAGAUUUUCAUCUCGACCUCUGCUCUUGGUGUUGCACUUAGCGAUACUUCUUUGCGAAGCCUUCAGUACUGCGUCAAGCUUCUCUCUUCAGCCACUGAACAUGUUGAGAGCGUAAUGAAUGCCUUGAAGAUGGUUCUACACGAGUAUGACCAAUCACAGGAAACAUCACAACAAGACAGGGCAAGACAAGAGAAGGAAAGAGAGGCCGGUAUCGUAAUUGAGAUCAAGAGCGGCAACGAGCGUGACCAGUCUACAGAAAUGCUUGCAAGACGCAUCAAGCAGCUCUGCGACGACAUUUGGCACACUAUCCAGACUGUGGUCAAUUCAGUCUCGACUUAUGCUGGAGGUGCUCUACCCGAGAACGCCCGCAACAUUGUCAAAGGGCAGUUGUUGUCAAUUCCGCAACGAUGGCGAUGCGCCACACAGUCAGCAGAGGCAUCUUCUCCGUCUCAAUCAGCCAUCAAGGCCGAUGGUGGUGAAGACGGCAAGGCAGCUGCAGGUCAGGGUGCAGACGAGAACACUCGCAAAGCAGCCCACCGCAUGAUCGCCUUUGCAACUGAAGGUCUCGACAUGAUGGCUCAAGUCAACAACGUCGUUGGCAUUACUCUACAAAGUGCCGAGAACUGGUUGCAGAGCAUGGGUAGAAACAGUCGUGAGGAGGAGAUGAUGGACGCUGACGACCCCAAGGAGUCAGCUGAGUAG
Molecule: messenger RNA, 1377 nt
Organism: Aureobasidium melanogenum CBS 110374
Lineage: Eukaryota; Fungi; Ascomycota; Dothideomycetes; Dothideales; Saccotheciaceae
Product: transcription factor Opi1
Exons: 2
Coding region: 1-1377 (458 amino acids)
Biological process (GO): phospholipid biosynthetic process; regulation of transcription by RNA polymerase II; endoplasmic reticulum unfolded protein response
Cellular component (GO): endoplasmic reticulum; nucleus
Molecular function (GO): transcription corepressor activity
Source: RefSeq, a predicted model, not a curated record